This is a messenger RNA of Theobroma umbraticum, 1597 nucleotides long. RefSeq lists its product as uncharacterized. The record is from RefSeq and is a predicted model, not a curated record. Lineage: Eukaryota; Viridiplantae; Streptophyta; Magnoliopsida; Malvales; Malvaceae.
AAAAAAUAUAGGAAAAAAAAAAAAAGAAAGAAUGAAAAUCAUCUAUCAGCCAAAAGCCGCCAUUUGAAAAACCCUCUGUACUUGUCAUUUCUGGAGAGGUAAGAGAAAGGGAGGGAGUGAAUAGUGACAGAAGGAAAUACUUGUCGAAAACGACGCCGUGGGGGAGUUUCAGGAGAAAUCCGUCGAAGGAAACCCUAGUUUUUCUUGAAUGAGGUCAUAUUUGGAUGAUUCAGAGUUUACCCCUCUGACCCUUCAUUUGUUCUUAAAAUGAAUACAAGAAGUGGCCGGGUAUCUAGGGGUGAGAAGUCAAAAAAUUUUCAGGGUGAGGGGCCAAAUUGGAUCCUUAUUGCUGGUGGUGCCUUACUAAGUACCUUAUCAAUCCGCCUGGGGUACAAGCUGAAGCAGGCACUUGACACAAAGCAAAAGGACAAUGCUACUACUAGCUUGAAAGGGCAUGGAACUUCUGACAGGAGGAGAUCAUCAGGUUGCCGUUUACAUUCAAAUAUGUUCUCGUUUACCCAAGAAGAUGAUGGUUGUUUCAACUGCAUUUCAGGCACUGAAAGCAUGGGGGAGAAGCACCCACCAAAUGGCCAGAUACUGCCCGAAUCUGAAGUUACUCUCCCUCUGGUGACAGUUCCCACGUCUGAGUUCAACAAGGAUAAUGGUGUUAUGUGGGCAUCAUCUCCUGAUCGCCUUGAGUUACCUCCAAAGCCGUUCCAUCAUUCUAACUGCUCAGAUUCACCAUGUGUCUCUGAAUCAGGCUCUGACAUAUUCAGCAAACGGGAAGUGAUACAGAAACUAAGGCAACAAUUGAAGAGAAGAGAUGAUAUGAUUUUGGAGAUGCAGGACCAGAUUAUGGAGCUGCAGAAUUCACUGAAUGCUCAAGUGGCACACUCAAGUCAUUUACAAUCACAACUGGAUGCAUCAAACAGAGACUUGUUUGACUCCGAGAGAGAAAUCCAAAGGCUGAGGAAAGCAAUUGCAGAUCAUUGUGUAGGACAUGUCGGCACGAAUGAGAAGACUACAACAGUUACAGCUUGGCCACCUGACAUAAGGAAUGGCCAUGCCAAUGGGUAUCUUGAAGGGGAAAGCAAUUCGGGCUCCCCUGAAAAGGGAAGGGGGGAUGGGGAGAGAAUUGAGAUGCUGAAGAGAGAAGUAGGAGAGUUAAAAGAAGUGAUAGAAGGAAAGGAGUACUUGUUGCAGAGCUACAAGGAGCAGAAGACAGAGCUUUCCAUGAAGAUCAAGGAGUUGCAGCAGAGAUUGGAUUCACAGCUGCCGAAUAUUUUGUAGGUACUUUUUAGGUUUUGUGCAUUCUUGCUUGCUUUCCCCCGUUUCUUUCUUUGAUUUGAGGGUAAAAAAGAUUGCCUCUUUUUCUCCUUUCUUUCCCACUAUCCUUGGCUUUGAAGUUUAUUGCUUGACGAUGUGUUCUUGCUACUGCAUCUGUAUGUAUGAAAAUGAGCUAUGCGUGAGAGAGAAAUAGGAGGGAAAAGCAAAGCAGUAGGCAUCAUUAUAUUGGUUUGUGAUUUGACUUUUCUCUUGCUUAGCGAGUGCCCUUUUUCAAAUAGAAAUUAGAAACCAAGUUUUCUCGAUAGUGUUA